AUGCUUAUAAACUUGGUUCCAUUAAUAACAAUAUGCGCGAUCGUCAAUACCCAGAAAUUUCGUACGGACUACAUGUGGGCUCAUGCAUUUAAAACCUUCUAUAGGUUACACGAUUUAUCAACGACCUGGCAUCAAGCACGACAAAUUUGCGAAGCCGAAGGUACAUCACUAUUAGUACCAGGUUCAAUAGAAGAAAUGGAAAACCUGAAACUUCUAUUGAGUAAUAUGAAAGCGCAUUAUACUGCUAUAUUUAUUGGGAUACACGACCAAUUUUCAGAGGGGGACUUUGUAACCACCAAAGGAGAACCAAUAACUGACACAAUUUUGGAUUUACUUUGGGCAGAUGGUCGGCCUGAUCAAAGUAAUGGUACUGACAAAUGUUUAGUAAUGACAAGAGAAGGUUUGUUCGAUAAUCGACCAUGUAAUGACAUGUACCCCUUUGUUUGUAAAAUAUUGGGCAACCAAAGCCGAUAUAAUGAAAAAUGUGACGGAUACGACGUCGGCUACGUACCACACGAAAACGGAAAAUGUUAUAAAUUUCACUCUGAACCAUUGUCAUGGCAUGACGCGUACCUUGUGUGUAUGUUAGAAGAAGGUCGUCUCUGCAUUAUCAACUCAGCAGAAGAGGCCAGUUUAGUUGUUAACAUACUUGGGGAGCAUCUAAACAACAUAGCUCCAGAUUCAACCAUUUUGCAUAUUGGAUUUAGCGAUUUAAUGUUCCCUUUUCAAUACAGAACCAUAGCAGGAGAAACUUUAGAACAAGCUGGAUACUCAUUAUGGAGCCCCUUACAAGAAGUGACACCACGCCCUCCGACCGAGCGGGAGUUGCGCCAAGAGCUGACAAGCCUCGCAGGGGCAAAAGAUGGGAGGAGAGGCCUUCCACAAUUUUUCACCGAGCAAAAUGAGGAAGACACACCCCAGGGACUCGGCUGCAUGAACAACAGUUUUUCAUCGCCC
Messenger RNA from Iphiclides podalirius (scarce swallowtail), 957 nucleotides. The record is from the annotation of a GenBank genome assembly. NCBI's taxonomy places the organism in Eukaryota, Metazoa, Arthropoda, Insecta, Lepidoptera, Papilionidae.